Molecule: messenger RNA, 3253 nt
Organism: Arachis duranensis
Lineage: Eukaryota; Viridiplantae; Streptophyta; Magnoliopsida; Fabales; Fabaceae
Product: extra-large guanine nucleotide-binding protein 1
Exons: 9
Coding region: 1-2922 (973 amino acids)
Biological process (GO): G protein-coupled receptor signaling pathway
Molecular function (GO): G-protein beta/gamma-subunit complex binding; guanyl nucleotide binding; GTPase activity
Source: RefSeq, a predicted model, not a curated record
AUGGCACCCCCGCCGUUGCUGGCCAUCGGUUCUUCUUUCUACCCAUUCUCGCCACCUCCAACCACCAUAGCUAUACGUGUUCCCUCAUUCCCACUAUCUCACACUCCUUCCGCUGUAAAAUUAGGAAUCUUUUUAUCCCUUCACUCUCACAUUCCCCUAUUCAAUGGCCCACCCGUAUCCUUCGCCCUCGAGUACGACGGCCCGCCGCUCCCCUUCGAUCUCCCCCGGGCGGUUCCCAUCAGCGUCGACGACAUUCCGGUAGCUUCCGUCGUCUCUCAAGUACCUCUCUCCGAUACUCUCUCUUUACCCGUUGUGCAACCAAUCGUGGCGCCCAAAAACCCCACCGUUAAAUUCUCUAAGGAGCUCCGGACUCUCGGCUCCGAAGCUAGGGUUUCCAAGGAGGUCGAGUUAGGUUCGGAGAGAACGGUGUCUCCCACCUCUGUCAUCGCCUUCGAGGACAGAGUUUCGCAGAGCAACAACGUCUGUGAGCUCUCGGGUGAGUUGAGUAGCUCCGGCGCGUUCGAGUUCUCCAACGUGAACUAUGCCUCCGGCGAGUUUUCCGAUGAGGGUGGGAGUUCCAGGAUGCUGGAGGAAUCGAGGGGAGCUGGAAGCUCCGGCACUGUGGAGUUUUGCGAGAGUUUUGAUAAGUCAGGGAGAAGCUCGAGUGCGUUGAGGGUUUCGAACGAGUUGCAUCAGCACGAUUGGGCCUCCACUGAGUCUGUUCUGAGUUUGGAGUACCCUUCCACUCGGGUUUCUUCGCUGAAGGCUGAGGAUUGUGGUGAUGCUAGGCGCCCCCCUGUUGUUACCUUCGAUGUGGAUUCUGAUGAUGCUUUGGAUGGGGAUUUUGGUGAUGAGGAGGAAGCUGUGACUAGACCUCUUAAAAGGGAGCCUCUCACAAAGGGGAAGAAAGGGUCUUGCUAUAGAUGCUUCAAGGGGAAUAGAUUCACAGAGAAGGAGGUUUGCCUUGUCUGUGAUGCAAAGUAUUGUAGUAAUUGUGUGCUCCGAGCUAUGGGGUCCAUGCCGGAGGGUAGGAAAUGUGUUGCCUGUAUUGGAUUCCCCAUCGAUGAGUCGAAACGAGGGAAUUUAGGGAAAUGCUCACGGAUGCUCAAGCGGUUGCUUAAUGAAUUGGAGGUUCGGCAGAUAAUGAAGGCGGAGAAGUUUUGUGAAGUGAAUCAGCUUCCACCUGAAUAUAUUUUUGUUAAUGGGAAGCCUCUUGCGUAUGAGGAGCUGGUUACCUUGCAGAACUGUCCAAACCCUCCAAAGAAGCUGAAGCCUGGAAACUAUUGGUAUGACAAAGUGUCUGGUCUUUGGGGGAAGGAAGGGCAAAAGCCUUCCAGGAUUAUCAGUCCCCAUCUGAAUGUUGGAGGCCCCAUCCAGCCUGAUGCUAGCAAUGGAAACACUCAAGUUUUCAUCAAUGGUCGGGAAAUAACAAAAGUAGAGCUUCGGAUGUUGCAGUUGGCAGGAGUUCAAUGUGCUGGUAACCCACAUUUUUGGGUCAAUGAGGAUGGUUCAUACCAAGAAGAGGGACAGAAGAAUACACGAGGGUAUAUAUGGGGAAAGGCUGGAACGAAGCUUGUAUGUGCUUUCCUGUCCCUUCCAGUACCUUCUAAAUCUUCAAAUUCUCAUGGAGAACAACACUCCAGCCUGUCUAGCAAAGCAGUUCCUGACUACCUUGACCACGCAAUAAUUCAGAAGCUUCUCUUAGUUGGUUGUAGUGGAUCUGGAACAAGUACCAUUUUCAAGCAGGCCAAGAUUCUGUACAACAGUGUCCCCUUCUCAGAUGAUGAGCGUGAAAAUAUAAAGUUAACCAUCCAGAGCAAUGUCUAUGCCUAUCUUGGCGUACUCCUGGAGGGUCGUGAGCGUUUUGAAGACGAAUGUUUGGGGCAUUUAAAGAAAUGGCAGUCUUCUACUCCUGGUAACACAGGGCCUGGACCAGAAUCUGAUGAGAAAACGAUGUAUUCCAUUGGUACAAGGCUGAAAGUAUUCUCUGAUUGGUUGCUGAAAACUAUGGUAUCGGGCAAACUUGAUGCCAUCUUUCCAGCUGCUACACGCGAAUAUGCGCCAUUGAUUGAGGAGUUAUGGAAUGAUGCAGCCAUUAAGGCCACAUAUGCAAGAAGAAGUGAACUAGAAAUGUUGCCUAGUGUCGCGAAUUAUUUCUUAGAGCGGGCUGUUAAGAUAUUGAGGACUGAUUAUGAACCCUCGGAUUUGGAUAUCCUCUAUGCUGAGGGAGUUACUUCAUCCAAUGGUCUGGCUUGUGUGGAGUUUUCAUUUCCCCAAUCAUCUCCUGAGGAAACUGGUGAAACUGCUGAUCUACAUGAUUCAUUGAUCAGGUAUCAACUUAUUAGGGUGCAUGCAAGGGGGCUAGGAGAAAAUUGCAAGUGGUUGGAGAUGUUUGAGGAUGUUGGAAUGGUCAUUUUCUGUGUUUCCUUGAGUGACUAUGAUCAGUUUACCGUUGAUGGAAAUGGUUGUUCCACUAAUAAGAUGGUAUUAAGUAGGAAGUUUUUCGAAGCCAUUGUCACUCACCCAACUUUUGAGCAUAUGGACUUCUUAUUGAUAUUAAACAAAGUUGAUCAGUUUGAGGAGAAGAUCGAACAAGUUCCGUUGACCAAGUGUGAUUGGUUCUCUGAUUUUCAUCCAACAAUUAGCCGACCUCGGCCCAAUAGCAACAGUAACAGCAUCAAUCACAACCCCUCCCUUGGUCAGCUGGGUUCUCAUUACAUAGCGGUUAAGUUCAAGAGGCUUUAUUCAUCUCUUACAGGGAGAAAGUUGUACGUGUCUGUGGUGAAGGGCUUGGAGCCUGGUAGUGUUGAUGCAGCACUUAAAUAUGCAAAGGAAAUUUUGAAGUGGAGCGAGGAGAGACCAAACUUUAGCUCCAGUGAGUACUCAAUGUAUAGCAUGGAAGCAAGUUCCUUCUCUCAUUGAUUUCUAAUUUAGACAAGAUUUUUGGGUCAUACCUGUUUGUGACUUGAAUUCUGUCGAUGUACAUAUAUACCUAACUAGGAGUAACAAGGAGCAUAUUCCUUCCUCAAGCUUGCACUAGUCCUAGGAUUCAGGCUUUAGGGUUUGUUUAUGUCAUGGCUUGAGCACAUAUCACACAGAUCAAGGUGUAAUUGUCAAAUUCUUUCUUCUUUUUUUUCCCUCCCCCCACAUGUUAAAGUAGAAUCUGGAUGUUUGGAUUUGUAUGUACAUCAUUGAUAAUCCUUUCAAGAUUGAGUUGGAAUUGGAAUCAAACUUUUGUCUUUUUAAGGAGAAA